This is a messenger RNA of Malassezia globosa CBS 7966, 357 nucleotides long. RefSeq lists its product as uncharacterized. The record is from RefSeq and is a predicted model, not a curated record. The transcript has a single exon. Bases 1 to 357 code for a protein of 118 amino acids. NCBI's taxonomy places the organism in Eukaryota, Fungi, Basidiomycota, Malasseziomycetes, Malasseziales, Malasseziaceae.
AUGCUAUCAGACAUCAACUUGGACCCUGCAAGUGUUACCAUAUUGCCACUCUCGUACUACUUAAGUUCGCCAAGUCUUGGCCAGUUCACGCGUAAUGGCUAUGUGGAUGGAUGGCUUCGUAUCGGUGUUGGAGCCUCGCCAGAAUCUCAGGGCUCCUCCCUUACAUUACCACAUCUUGUGGAACAGCAAAAGCGUGCUGUGUCGGAAGUCAUGCAUACGUUCACAUCAGAUGGACUUGUUAUGCCCGAGUAUAAAUCGAGCUCCUCGUCAUCGCCCAAAAAGGGCCUGUAUACCACUGUUUACGAAUACACGUUCGCUUUUGCACGGAAUGAGGGCCAAAAGAAUUUGCGUAUGUGA